AUAUGAUAAGAUGCUUUUGAAUUGUUCUUGCUCACCAACUCCGUUUGUUUCUGGGACUUUUCAGGAGGUCAGCGUGGAUUUGUAGCACAGGAAGUUGCGUGCAUUCAUGAAGAAAAUGUGCAUCUUUCUAUAGGAAUGUAGAGGCUACAAGGAGGUUAAAAAUCAUGGUGAUGCAAAUGGACUAUCCAGCACCUGUGAGACUGCCAUCCACUGCCGGAGACCUGAGGACGCCGUUCUCAGACACGGUCAAAUACUGCAUCUUGGGCAUCUCAGUCACUCUUCUUCUGCUAACACUAGUGAUCUUGGCAUGGCAGACCUUCAGAUGCUGCACACAGAGACACUCCACAUACACGCAACAAGACACCUUGAACAAUGAUCUGCAGUCGUUGGAGGAAAAGCCAGGAAUGUCAGGAAACUACUCAGGAGCUCCAAGUACUAGGGUGGAGGAUGUAAACAAAGAGGUCUAUAGGCUGUGUCGCUGUCUGUCUCAGACUUCAUUAUCCCCCUCGGAAUCCAUCCAGAGAGAGGAAGACGUGGGAGAGCAAGUUAACAUUAGAAAGAAUAUACCUGGGCUGGCUCAGGUUGAUGGAACGCUACGUUUCUCCAUCUUUUAUGACCAGCUGCAGUCCUGUCUGGUGGUCACCAUCUUGCAGGUGGAGGGGCUUAUAGAGCACAGUCAGAAGGGCAACCUCCAUCCAUUUGUUAAGAUAAGUCUCAUGUGGGCAGGUUCACAUGGAGUGGCAUUGGAGAGCUGUACGAAUGAGGAGGGCCAAGGGCCGACACCUGGGAUGUGGACAGUGCUGCAGGAGUGGCGUACUCGCAUUGUGAAAGGCAGCUGUAACCCUUUAUUUGGAGACCAGUUCAGCUGUGUUUUACAAGAAGAAAAGGAGCUGAAUAACAUCAACCUCAGGAUAGAGGUGAGGGACUUUGACAGAUUCUCAAGACACACGGUGUUAGGAGAGGUGAGGGUUCCUCUAGGGCAGCUCAACAUCUCCUACCCUCUGGAGUUACAAGAGGAUCUACAGAGACCCCAGAAGGAUCUUGUAGGAGAGGUGCUUCUGUCUUUAAAGUUCCUUCCCACUUCUCAGAGACUGGAGGUUGGACUGCUAAAAGUCAGAACAGUCCUGCCAGAAAAAUGCUCAGAUACAGCUUUGUAUGCAAGGAUCAGUGUGCAGUGCAACCACUGCAAGUUAAGGUACCAAAAAACCUCUGCCAUGACCCACUGCCUGGUGACCAUUUUCAACGAGGUCCUCAUGUUCUCCCUGCCAGAGUUUCCUCUUGAGCAAUGCAAAAUUUUAGUUUCUGUGUAUGAGACUCGCCUGACAAGGAAAUCCCCCAAACAUCUAAUUGGACAGUUGACUGUGGAAAAAGAUAGGAGUAAGGAAGACAAGCACUGGAGCUUAAUGAUGGCCUCUGUUCGCCAGCCAAUAGCAAAGUGGCACGGCCUGCUGAUUUGAAUUUCUUGUUGCUUGUAUAUCAGGCUGCAAAGGAUCAGCGCUUGCCUACCUGCAGAACAUGCAAGGACUUAUCCUGCCCACCUGGGACUCUUCAGUGGUUUGUAGACGUUUCUGCUACAAUCAGAACAGUGGAGUAACAACAUUAUUUAAAUUCAACUCAGUUUACUUGUUAACUGACCUGGCUACUUAUCCCUCUUGUUUCACUUUUUAUCUCAUCAUAUUGAAGUUACAACAAAGAUCUGACAUUUAGCCUCCUGAUUUGUGAACAAGUUUGCACUAACUGUUCUCAUGUUGUAAAUGUGCUGGUUGUUUUAUGCUGUUUUCAUUUUUUACUGUUUUUUGUGCUUGAUAAACUGCCUCCUCUGUGUUAUUGAAAUGUAUAUUGAAAGACUUUUUUUUUAUAGUAAAAGUAAAAUAACUAAUGGAACUAUCAAGACCAUACUGUAAGCAGGUCAAAACCACUUCAAAACAACCACUAGAGGGAGGCGGAGGGCUGUCUUAGCCAGGAGUCAGCCAGCACUCAAUGUAGACCCCAGCCAGAGAAUGGAAUACUAAAAUUGGCCCAAUAACAUGUACUAAGUCAAACUAACAAAACAGUACAUAAACACAAGACUUGAAAAUAGCUGACUUAUCUCGACCGGUCAACACAUGAGCAAAGGCACUGUUUGUCAACAGGCAAGGCUGGCAACUGCUUGAAGCCCCAGACCAGUUAGGUGGCCCACAAUGGCUGAUAAACUUUAACCACAGCAGUGGCUCAAAAUUAGCAAAGUUUGCAAUGACAGUUGGAAACCUCCCUAAGGGGGCCCCACCUGACAUCACUCAAUCAUAUAAUAGUAAAUGACUGAAUGAGGCUUUUCUAGCCCUCAAUAUGGGGGAGAGACACUUGAAUAAUGUAACUUAUACUAAAAAACUUUGUUGGUGUCAGAUUAUUUAACAUAAUGGGGAAGUACGCUGUUUGGAGGGGCCCCCUGUAAAUAUUUGCCUCGGGCCCCAACAGACUCUAGAAUCACCACUGCACGAGAUCCCUAUGUCAGCACACAACACAACAGUGUCUUCAGGAACAGACAGACAGACGGCAGAUGCUGAUUUAUCACCUGAGGAACAAUCCAUGUCUAAGACCAGACCAUGUACAAAUUGUACAAAUGUAGAAUGUUAGAAAAAAAUCAACACGUGCUUUAGGGAAACUGCUGUGUUUUAGUUUUAUCUCAAAUUGCAGCUUGUGUAGGGAUAUCUUUAGGGUAAAAAGUAGUGAAUAGAAUCUGAUCAUCUUUUCUUUCAAAGUGCUGUUGUACUCAGUGAUGUCAUACCUUAAAAUGAAUAAUUGCUAUAUUGUUUUUUUCAGUUUUUAAUUUUGGGCUUUUUAUGCCUUAGUUGUAGAGAUAGGAGUGGAGAGAUUCAAAAAUCAGGGAGAGAGAGUGGGGAAUGACGGGGGAAGGGAGCAAAAGGUCGGUUUUGAACCUGGGCUGCCUGCUUCGUGGACCACAGCCUCUUUAUGAGGAGCGCAUUGCAAACUAGUGCCAUGAUAAUUUCCAUGUCUUAAAAAGAGGGUCAAAUGUUAA
This is a messenger RNA of Labrus mixtus (cuckoo wrasse), 3016 nucleotides long. It is a transcript of the gene syt19, whose product is annotated as synaptotagmin XIX. Gene Ontology annotation, cellular component: synapse; axon. The record is from RefSeq and is a predicted model, not a curated record. Gene Ontology annotation, molecular function: SNARE binding; calcium ion binding; calcium-dependent phospholipid binding. The transcript has 10 exons. Lineage: Eukaryota; Metazoa; Chordata; Actinopteri; Labriformes; Labridae. Gene Ontology annotation, biological process: calcium-ion regulated exocytosis; regulation of calcium ion-dependent exocytosis; vesicle fusion. Bases 165 to 1457 code for a protein of 430 amino acids.